AUGGAAAAAAAUCUUUGCUGCAUUCUUGAUGGCACUAAAAACCUAAGGUUUGAAGAGCGCCCUGUUCCAAAACCCAAAAGUAAUCAACUUUUGGUCCGUAUUCAUACAGUUGGCAUCUGUGGGUCAGAUGUUCAUUUUUGGGAAGAAGGUCGUAUAGGGCAUUUCGUUGUUGAAGCGCCUCUUAUACUAGGCCAUGAAUGUUGUGGAACAGUAGCUGGCAUUGGCGAAUCCGUCAAGGGAUUUAAGAUAGGUGACCGUGUUGCAAUAGAGGUUGGAUUGGGUUGUAGAGAGUGUGAGUUCUGUAAAAAAGGAAAAUACAAUCUCUGUGUUGAGUCUACCUUCUACGGCACUCCUCCAACCGAUGGAGCACUGUGCAGAUAUGUAGUUCACGAUUCAGACUUUUGCUUCAAGCUUCCAGAUAAUGUCUCUUGGGAAGAUGGCAGCUUUCUUGAGCCGCUUUCUGUUGCUGUUUACAGCUGUAAACGUGCAGGGGUUACUUUUGGUCAAAAGGUCUUGAUUACGGGAGCUGGACCUAUCGGCCUGAUAACCUUACUAACAGUAAAAGCCGCCGGAAUUUCAAAAGUCGUGGUCACAGAUAUAAUAGACUGCCGUUUGGAAAUGGCACAAGAAUUAGGAGCCGACUUUACGUUAAAUGUCAAAGACUUGUCUCCAACAGAGUCAGCAGAGAAAAUUGCCAAUAUGCUAGGUUGCAAGCCAGACAUAACUCUUGAGUGUACCGGGGCCGGAUCUUGCAUAGAAACUGGUCUUUUGGUAACGGCGACGAAAAGUGGUGGACUCCUGAUGUUGACAGGUUUAGGCAAACCAAGAACGGAGCUUCCAGUGAUUGAAGCUGCUCUACGAGAAAUUGAUAUUCGCGGCGUUCUUCGUUACGAGAACUGCUACCCGACAGCUCUAGAAAUGGUUGCAAGUGGAGCUAUCAAACUGGAUAAGCUGACCAGAGCACACUACAAGCUUGAACAAGCAGCUGAAGCGUUCGAAAGGUUCUUGAAAGGUGAUGUGGUAAAAGUGUUCAUUCACUGUGACGACAAACCUUGA
This is a messenger RNA of Enterobius vermicularis (human pinworm), 1056 nucleotides long. The record is from the annotation of a GenBank genome assembly. NCBI's taxonomy places the organism in Eukaryota, Metazoa, Nematoda, Chromadorea, Rhabditida, Oxyuridae.